ACUUUUUGAAAAGCAUGUACACCUGUAUUGCUACUUGCACUUUGUGAUAACCUUUGGAAUUGGUGGUCUGACAAGUGACAACCAAAUGCAGAGUGUGGCCUCCUUCAAAGUUCAGACCAAAGCUUUAUGCAUUGAUAUAGUGUUUGGCAAAAUAACAAAUAUAACCCCUGAGUUGCUUAGACUUUACGUUUUAAACCCUGAGGUUUACUUUCUUUUAUUAAAAUUCUCAAAUAAACCCCUCCAUUGCUGUCUCUAUUUUUUUCCUUCCCGAAGAAUUUCGGCUGAGACUAUUUCGGACCCUAAAACCCCUCUAGCGAUCCAGUUUCAGUUAAGUGCACAUCUUCAAAAUCAAAACUUCCCGCCGUUUCAAGAGUGGAAUAAUCAACUUCGUGUCGUUUUUAGUGUAGACUCGCUCCUUGGUUCUGUGCCUCGGCCUUUGCCUGCUUCUUCCGCCAGAGAUUCGCCACUCGAGAAAUGAGAUGGCUGAGGUAUCUAAACCAAUGGCGUGGAACGGCGAAAGAAGCAUUCGAUCAAGUCUCAAUCGUUGCCAAGUUUCUCUGUUUGCUUCAUGUCACCGAUCGUUAUAUAAUCUCCUCCACUCACGUUCAAGGUCCUAGCAUGCUUCCGACGCUUAAUCUCACCGGCGAUGUCAUUUUGGCGGAACAUGUGUCGCACCGGUUCGGUAAAAUUGGUCUUGGUGACGUUGUAUUGGUUCGGUCUCCGACAGACCCAAUGAAGAUGGUGACAAAGCGUGUCUUGGGCUUAGAAGGGCAUAGACUCUCUUUCUUUGCUGACCCAUUGGUCGGUGAUGACUCAGUCAACGUUGUGGGAGAUAACGUGCAUGCUUCAACUGAUUCACGUAAUUUUGGACCUGUGCCUUACGAUCUUAUCGAAGGAAAAGCUCUUCUGCGGGUCUGGCCACUACGAUGCUUUGGGUCAUUGAGGUGACGAUCACGUUCGAGUUGUUUCAGCUGCUUUUGGAGUAAGAUGCGUCAAGAGAUUAUUGCUUCAUCGGUUUUGUUGUGUUGUUGUUCAUACUCAUUUGUGUUAUCAUUUAAAUUUUGAUAAAAUCACAGAAGUGGGAUAAGCAUUUUUUUUGCCCUGUUUCCUUGUUGGCAAUAUUAGAGGAAGCCAUGGAUCUGAAGUUGGGAGUAUACAUGAAGCUAUAUCUAGUGUUAAGAUUUAUGUUGGAUUUGGAAAAAAUGUGGUGCCUUUUGGGAUGAUAAUUGUUGCUUGAACAAAGUUUUAGAUGUGUUGAUCCGUUUGAGAUGUGAAGCCAACCUGGAAGAAAGACAGACCGGUUUUUUAUAAGCGUUUGCAUAACCUAAUUAAACUGAACUACUCUUGUCCUUUAGCGAGUGUUUCACAUCGGAUCGGAUAGGUCUGACCGGGAACUAGUUGCUCUUGCCAACUGAACCGUGGAUUAUGUGUUUAACACCAGUUAAUUGAGUUUCCCACUAAUCUUAUAAAAUGUCAGUGACAAAAGUGCAUUUAUGGAGUUUAGGUGUGUGGUGUAUUCAGUUAGAUACAAUCUUUAGUACUAAUAUCUUCAUGGAAAACCACUAUAAUUGAAUGUUACUAAAUUAGUAGACAAAGAAAAGUGUAGUGAUUAAGUUAUGAUAAUAGCCAUUAGCCAAUUAAAUUAUAAACUUAGAAAUCACAAUUGAUUAUUCAAAGUUGCUUCAUAUUGUAAAAAGAAAGCAGAUGAGUAAACUAUUGAUAUGAUUAGAACCUUUUACCAAAAUCACAAAGCAUAUUGGUAAAAAUCUACUAUAUGAUAUGAUUACUGAAUUGUUUAUAGAUGAUAGUAAUACCAUGAUAUUCAAAUGUCUCUUAGGUGGGGAUGGUCAUUGAUUAACCAAAUCUACAAAGUGGUGUGGAAGCAGAGAAGAAAAUAAUGGCAAAUCAGCAUAAUAUCAUCAUUAUUGAAACCAUGAUAUGUUAAAAUAUUGAAUACUAGUACAACCUCAUUGCUUCCUCCACUUUAAUAAUAGGGAUAUGAAAAAUAUCCCAGAGUAAAAUAAGCAUCUCAUUCUUAAUAAUGAGAUUCUCAAAUUUGCUUUAGUUUAAAUAACCAUCAAAGUCUGUUAUUGGUGUCAAGCCAUCAAUACAUAAGAUUCUUAUGUUUAACAUUAUCACAGCAUAUACUUUAUACUGCAUGAUAUACCAGACAUAGUUUUCCGUUAAUCGAGGACUUUAACACGUUUUAUACUCUCUCAGAUACCCAAAAUUCAAUUUAUUUGCUCUAAAUCAAUGACUCAAGAUUACAAAAUUACUCUAGCGAUCAUGUAACCACUAGCGUAAAAGACUUUCCUUGCUAAGAAAAAAAAAACAGCAUAGAAAUGUUUAAAAGGUAAAGCAAAAAAUAGUGGUGACUCGAGAUGAUACUAGUAGAUAGGUU
Messenger RNA from Brassica napus (rape), 2401 nucleotides. Its product is annotated as mitochondrial inner membrane protease subunit 1-like. Gene Ontology annotation, cellular component: mitochondrial inner membrane peptidase complex; membrane. NCBI's taxonomy places the organism in Eukaryota, Viridiplantae, Streptophyta, Magnoliopsida, Brassicales, Brassicaceae. The transcript is spliced from 4 exons. The record is from RefSeq and is a predicted model, not a curated record. Gene Ontology annotation, molecular function: serine-type endopeptidase activity. The coding region runs from base 475 to 948 and encodes 157 amino acids.